GGAGGCCCCGCCUCGGUACUCUGUGAUUAGAGCAGCGGCUCUGGGGGUGUGGUAUUUGAGCCUCCGCUAUAUAUUAGCACUGCUUGGUCUCCAGGCUUAUGAUUUGUAUGUCAAGCCAAGCAAUCGUGGGGUGAAAACCCACUGGAAAUAACCAUAAUAUCAGUGAAAGAGAGCGAACGUGUGGCCUUUCCUCUCAGUGACGACAGAACAGCAGCACUUUUUUUUUUUAAUUUGAUUUGAUUAUUUUUGCUAUUUUACCAGCAGUCUGUGUGUGGAUAUUGAGGGACAGACUCCGGGAGAACGUGGAUUCUUCCCCAGCCAUCUUGCUGCUCCCGAAGGCUCCUUUCUCCUCCUUCUCCUCCUCCUGACGAAAGUAAACACGGCGUGCACAUCACUCGCAACUCCGUGCGAGAUCCCGACAGAAGCGACAUGGGCUCCUUGCACAGAGUCUAACGGCGCUGGGGGCGAACGCAGGCGGCUGAGAGGAUUAAUUGCUGUUCGUGCCGUCGCAGACGAGGGGAGACGCGCCGCGCCGCGCCAGGGAGAUGGAGCUGUUUGGGAUUUACCUGCUCCUCUCGCUCGCUCUCCUGCCCCGAUCCAGCUGCACCACGGCUAAGGAGAUCACCUGCCAGGAGAUAGCCGUGCCCCUGUGCAAGGGCAUCGGCUACAACUACACUUACAUGCCCAAUCAGUUCAACCACGACACGCAGGACGAGGCGGGACUGGAGGUGCACCAGUUCUGGCCUCUGGUCGAGAUCCAGUGUUCGCCGGACCUCAAGUUCUUCCUGUGCAGCAUGUACACGCCGAUCUGCUUGGAGGACUACAAAAAACCACUACCGCCGUGCCGGAGCGUGUGUGAGAGAGCCCGGGCCGGCUGCGCGCCCCUCAUGCGGCAGUACGGCUUCCCCUGGCCGGACAGAAUGAAGUGUGACCUGCUGCCCGUGCAGGGCAACCCCGACACUCUGUGUAUGGACUAUAAUCGAACUGACUCGACCACAGUAUCCCCUGUCCUCUCCAAGCCCACCAACCACCCGGGUAAGGGUUACAAUCCGCCUAAAAAUAAGCCCAGCGGCGGCAGACCCGGCGCGCCUGGGAAAUACAAGCCGCCUGUUGCACCAUGUGAGCCGGGCUGCCAGUGUUUGGAGCCCAUGGUGCCAGUGACCACUGACCGUCAUCCGCUUUACAACCGUGUGAAAACGGGGCAGAUUCCUAACUGUGCCAUGCCGUGCCACAACCCUUUCUUUACGCACGACGAGAAGGCGUUCACGGCGUUCUGGAUAGGACUGUGGUCGGUGCUGUGCUUCGUGUCAACUUUUGCCACGGUCGCCACUUUCCUCAUCGACAUGGAGCGAUUCAAGUACCCGGAGAGACCCAUCAUCUUCCUCUCCGCCUGCUACAUGUUCGUUUCGGUGGGCUACAUCGUCAGACUCAUCGCCGGACACGAGAAAGUGGCGUGUAACCGGGACUUUGACGUGGAACACAUCCACUACGAGACCACCGGACCUGCGCUCUGCACUGUGGUUUUCCUCCUGAUUUACUUUUUUGGCAUGGCCAGCUCCAUCUGGUGGGUCAUCCUCUCCCUGACCUGGUUCCUGGCGGCCGGGAUGAAGUGGGGCAACGAGGCGAUUGCCAGCUACUCUCAGUACUUCCACUUGGCCGCCUGGCUCAUCCCCAGCAUGAAGUCCAUCGCGGUGCUGGCGCUGAGCUCCGUGGACGGAGAUUCUGUGGCUGGCAUCUGCUACGUGGGGAACCAGAACCUGGACAACCUGCGGGGUUUCGUCCUGGCACCUUUGGUGAUUUAUUUAUUCAUUGGCACCAUGUUCCUCCUGGCAGGAUUUGUGUCCCUGUUCAGGAUCCGCAGCGUCAUUAAGCAGGGUGGAACCAAAACAGACAAGCUGGAGAAGCUGAUGAUCAGAAUAGGCAUCUUCACGGUGCUCUACACGGUGCCGGCCACCAUCAUCGUGGCCUGUUACUUUUACGAGCAGCACAACAGGCAGACGUGGGAGAUUACGCACACUUGCUCCAACUGUUUGCUGGAGCACGAGCGCAGGACUCCGGACUAUGCAGUUUUCAUGUUGAAGUACUUUAUGUGCCUUCUGGUGGGCAUCACUUCCGGUGUGUGGAUCUGGUCGGGUAAAACCCUGGACUCCUGGAGGACUUUCUGCACCAGGUGCUGCUGGGGCAGCAAGGGCACCAGCGGCUCCAUGUACAGUGACGUGAGCACCGGACUGACGUGGAGGUCAGGCACGGCCAGCUCUGUGUCCUGCCCCAAGCAAAUGCCAUUGUCCCAGGUUUGAAUGGGAAAAACUAAGCAGCUUUAGGAGGACUGCUAAUUGUUUGGGAGAUAACCCAUCACUUCAUGUCUUAACCAAUUUGCAUAGUAAUGAACUGCUGCUGAGGUGUCCCCCAAACACACACACACACACACACUCACACACCUCUGUGAGAAGAAGUGGUCAAAACAAUGUUCCUGGCAUCCACUAAACGAAAUCUUCCCUGUUUGUAUGUAUCAGUGGUUCCAGGUGGUGUCUUUUUUAAUGCAAACUGGGCAUUACUUGUUGUAAAACACAGUUUCUCACCAAGAGCAUUUUUUUUAAAUGUCCAUCUUAUAUAUAGUGCCAGAUAACAUUGUAUAUUUCAAUCAAGUUUUAAAUUAAGCCUUAAUAGUGGCCGUGUAUUUUUACGGGUCACUCGUUUUUGUAAUUUCAGAUGUAUUUAUACAAAGGUUAUGUACAAAAAAAAUGUAUAUUUGUGUAUAAAAAAAGAACAAAAAACUUUAUAAGCUAUUGUAUAUUUGUACAAAGUGUAGAUUUCUCUUUUUUUGGAGAGAAAGACAAAUACCACCUUUAUUUUGACAAUAAAACCUGUGAUAAAUCCGAGGUUCUGUGUAACUUUUCUGGUGU
Messenger RNA from Cynoglossus semilaevis (tongue sole), 2903 nucleotides. It is a transcript of the gene fzd8a, whose product is annotated as frizzled class receptor 8a. Bases 546 to 2297 code for a protein of 583 amino acids. NCBI's taxonomy places the organism in Eukaryota, Metazoa, Chordata, Actinopteri, Pleuronectiformes, Cynoglossidae. Gene Ontology annotation, molecular function: Wnt-protein binding; Wnt receptor activity. Gene Ontology annotation, cellular component: plasma membrane. Gene Ontology annotation, biological process: canonical Wnt signaling pathway; non-canonical Wnt signaling pathway. The transcript has a single exon. The record is from RefSeq and is a predicted model, not a curated record.